AUGGCCGUCAACGAGAUCUUCCAGUACUCCAUCAUCUCGGCCCUCAUGGACGGCGUCGCCUCCGAGGGCUUGCCAAUCUCGGAGCUCGUCUCCCACGGGGACCACGGCCUCGGCACAUUCCGCUACAUGCGCGGCGAAAUGGUCAUGCUCGACGGCAAGCUCUACCAGAUGCAGUCGGACAACACAGUGACCCCCGUCGACACGAGCCCUGCCUCCGACGCCGUCGCCCCCUUCGCCAUGGUCACCCGCUUCCGCCCGACCGUCACCUUCAAGGCCGCCUUCGCCGACAAGAAGGCCCUCUUCGCCCACCUGUCCAGCCACUUCCCCGACUCGCGCAACUUCUUCCUGGCCAUCCGCAUCGAGGGCGUCUUCAAGGGCAUCACGGUGCGCACCGCCGCCGGCCAGACCAAGCCGGGAGAGGGCCUGAUGGAGGUCGGCAAGAACCAAGCCUCGCACACCUUCGAGGAGCCGGUACGCGGGUACGUCAUCGGCUUCCGUUCCCCCGAGUACACCAUGGGCAUCAGCGUCGCCGGCGACCAUAUGCACUUUAUCACCGAGGACCGGACCCAGGGCGGCCACAUCCUGUCCUUCGGAACGGACGGCGACGUCGAGAUCAGCGCGGCGCAGAUCUCAAAAUGGCACGUGGAGCUGCCGACGAACGACCCGGAUUUCUCCAAGGCCAAGCUAGAGGGGGACAAGGAGGGCAUCGCCGCGGUUGAGGGUUAG
Colletotrichum graminicola M1.001 is the source of this 726-nucleotide messenger RNA. Its product is annotated as alpha-acetolactate decarboxylase. NCBI's taxonomy places the organism in Eukaryota, Fungi, Ascomycota, Sordariomycetes, Glomerellales, Glomerellaceae. The transcript has a single exon. The record is from RefSeq and is a predicted model, not a curated record. Gene Ontology annotation, biological process: acetoin biosynthetic process. Gene Ontology annotation, molecular function: acetolactate decarboxylase activity. Bases 1 to 726 code for a protein of 241 amino acids.